Acanthoscelides obtectus is the source of this 3677-nucleotide messenger RNA. The record is from the annotation of a GenBank genome assembly. NCBI's taxonomy places the organism in Eukaryota, Metazoa, Arthropoda, Insecta, Coleoptera, Chrysomelidae.
ACCUUGUAUGAACAUACAUUAUUAUUAAUAGGUAGGUAUUCAAAUCAAAAUAAUUCCCACAUACCACUACAUCACCACAAUCACAACAAACAAAUAUAAAAUGUUUGUCGCCGCUACUGGUGCUAAUCUAAAACCAUCAAACACAUGGCAUCUCGUGUGGGAGCGUACCUAACGAACCAUGCUUCCAACGUUGUAAGGUCCUUUGACGCGGGUCAAAUUUCCCGACAAGAGCCAGAACGUGCCAUGUGGCGAACGUUGGACACAUGCAUUCCGUCAGCACUCUCCCACACGAUGUGGCGAAUGGCCAUGUGUCCAACGUUGUAAGGCAUUCGCCACGUCGUGUGGGAGUGGUUUAAUAGCCGUACAUGAAUGUACACAGAGGUUAUAACACUUGAUCUGGCAACACCGCUCAAUUAUCACUGCUAGGACCCUUUGAGCAUUAAGAAGUCUGGGUCCGAGCUGUUUUAUUUGAUGUUUUGUCACAGAUAAAUGUUUUGUGGCGUUGUUUUUGAGACACCGAUUUGAUUUUCAGUAGAUUUUCCAAAAAUAUUAAAUAAUGAUGGAAUCUAAUGGGAAUUCUGUCAUAGAUCCAGAUGAUGAAGGAAUUAAGUACACCUACGUCAACGUGUUUAAGAACCCUAAUAAAUUACCAAUUAACAUAAUCCAUCUGGAGAAAAGGUAUCUGGAACUAAGAAAAGAUCUUCCCAGUGAUUUGGAUGGAACUAAUCUCCCAAAAUGCCAAAAAUUUUACGAUAGAAAGGCUAUAAUUUUACCUGCCUUGGAUAAAAGGUGGCUACCAAAAUGCAUACUAUACAAAUUUGAACCUUAUAUCUUCACAUUAUCAAAAGAAGAAAACAGUUCGUUUAUAUCAGAUAACACCCUGUUCAUAGGAGCACUGGAGUAUCUGUUGAACUGUAAUUUUCACCAGUUCUGGUGCACAAUAUUAUUUGAGCCUACAGCUGUUGUGUCUUUACGUAGCUUUCUUCUUAACCCAGUGUUGCCCCAUCAAUCUAAGUAUUUGAAGGGAGAAUUUUCUGACAUCAAUAAGACCAUAUUCAGUCUGUUUCUCUUGGUAUAUGAGAGGCUCACCACAUUCAAGGUUUCAGAAACAGAAUUCAUGACUCCAGAUUUUGGGUUAAAAAAAUUGUUGGAGCUGAAACUGAUAAAUCUACCAAUUGUUACUACGUUAGGUGCUUUAUAUAAAAAAAUAAACCUUGACUUUGUAAAUAAGGUGAUGUUAUUAUAUUUUGAUGAUACAUCACAACUGGACUUUCAAUUUAAGGAAGUAGAACAAACUAUUAACCAGACAUUGAUUGCUCUGGAUACAAUAAAUGGCCACUUAUGUGGAUUCCAAAAAGAUGCUUUGAUAGUUCCUAUAAGUCUAAAACCAAGGCCUGCAGUAUUCAACUUAGAAUGGGUAUAUUCUGUGGUGAAUUAUCUGCUGAACACAAUGUAUUUUCUAAAUGUGAUGCUGGAAUUCUAUAAGCCCUCUAUUGAGAUGUGUUUGGAGAAAGAUCUUCCUUUUAGGUUACCAAGUACCUAUGUAAGCAUAUAUCGUGAACUGUAUGAGAUGUUAGAUGAUAGAGAUGAAGUACUGAUACACCCAGAGCUGAGUGGCAUGAUAUUUGAUGAAAUAAACCUUGGAAGAGCACAGUUUGUUGAUACAUACCACUUUUUCGUAACACACUGCUUAGAUAAAGCUCUUGAAUACAUGAAUGAUGACAGGAUGCAGAAUCAAAUUGUCGAGAUGUAUUUGAAAUUGAUGAACACAGCAUUAGAUGAUGAGCAUUUUAUUUGUGAUUAUGAUGUUGAGUAUAAUAUCGCGAGUCAAAAUGAGAUGUUUGAGAGUUGUACAUCUGUAGAUCGAACGAGGACGCAAUUUAUUCUCGAUUGCCUACUGAAAUAUCGAAGGUACAAAACAUUGCAGAAGAUUUCUUCUCUGAAGCCAGACACCAUAGAGGAUGUUUUCAAGAAAUUCAAACCUCCUGAGAUUGUAAAAGAGGAAGUAAGCCCACAAGUAGUAGGUGCUAAACAAUCUGUAAUCAGUGAAAAGAAGAAGGAGCAAGAUGUUGAAAGCAUGAUCAAAGAAAUUAUGGAGAUGUUCCCGCAUCUUGGAGAUGGGUUCGUUUUAGCUUGUCUGGAAGCCUAUGACUAUAACGUGGCUGAAGUGACGAAUGCGAUCCUGGAACAAAGCUUGCAGGUGCAACUUUACGAUAUUCCAUUCGACAAGAUUCGAAUUCCUCCUGAUCCCGUAGCUAACAAACCAAUGAUGGCUCACACGGGAAAGAAACCCGAGUACGAUGAUGCUCUCAAAUUGCUCAAUGACAAGAAGGACAUGGAGAGGAUUAAGAUAUGGGUCUUGGAUGGAAUCCAAUACAGCAAUGAUUACAUUUACGACGAUGAAUACGACGACAGAGAUUUUGAUCAUGUUCCUAUGAAGGUAGCUGAUAAUCCCAUCGAUGAAGGAGAGCCCUCCCUUCCUACGUUCAAUCCUAAUAGGGGGGAAUUGGCAAGUGACACCAGCUAUUCGUCUGAUGAAGAGUAUGAUGAUCAAGGGAAGCAUGUCGAUAAUAAAGCUGCUCCUAAAGAUAACAGUUCCAAGUUGAAUUUCUGCGAAGACCCAGCCGUGAUUCGAGAGAGGCGCGAACAGAGGUACAGAUCAAAACAUCCCCCAAAAAAUCCUCAACAGAAGGCUAACGUUGUGGGCAAACCGAAAGGACAUGGACAGGAUAAAAAUGUGCAGAAGGCUAGAGAUAAGAAGGAGACCCAGAAGUCGUCCAAGGCAAACCACAACAGGAAAAGUGGGGCUAGCUGGAAAAGGUCUAGGGGCAUGAUUCCUUCGUGAUGAGUCUUUUCGAAUCAAAAAAUUAAAUACAGCGUGUUUCCAAAAUAAGGGCCAAAAAUGUAAGGGUUGAUUAUUCUAAGACUGUUUUGUCGUUUUCUUAAAGGAUGCACUUGAAAAUCAGUCUUUUUUAAUGGACAACUCUGUCUUCGCUGUCAGUAAUGGUUUCUGAGUUAAAUUAUAUUAAGUUUUCCUGACGCGGAGUGCGAAAUAAAUGAAAUAUUAUCGUUUAGGGGGUUUUAGAAUGAUCCAAAGAUUCACCCCUUGGAUGUUUGAGUGACGUUGAAAUGCCCUGAUGAAACGUGUAUAAUUAUUGUCUAGGUUUUUCUCAAAGAAGAAACUUUUGAUCGAGUUUAUUUGGUUUGUCACAUGAAAAAAACAUUGUGGAGCAAAGUGGGGUAUUUGUCAAAAAUAUGAAUUUAGGUUUUUAAUGUUUUUUCGCUUUAUUUUAACCUAUUUUACAUAAAUAUAUCAAUAAAUAAAAACUUUUUUGUUCAAUGAAGAGAGCUUCAUUAAAAAAAUAAGGCUAGAUAUGUUUUAUUACACCAGGUGUUAAUAUUACUCCUGAAAUCUGGCUUAUUUUUUUGAGACUUGUUAUUCUAUGUGUCACUCCCAACAGUUCAUGAAGUGCUUUAAGAAACAGGCACAAUAACGGAUGAUUAGAGGAGAAUAAGAGUUUUAGUUUGAAGUGCAAAAAAUGUCUAUGAAAUAAUGUUUAUGUAUCGAGUAACUACAAUGCAAAUUAAGUAAAAAUAUGUUAUUUUGUUAUGUAACUAUACUCCAAAGGUUUAUACAAUAUUCUUUAUAUGAGAAAUAAAACUAUGUUUUCAAUUUA